Molecule: messenger RNA, 1351 nt
Organism: Cornus florida
Lineage: Eukaryota; Viridiplantae; Streptophyta; Magnoliopsida; Cornales; Cornaceae
Product: probable 3-hydroxyisobutyryl-CoA hydrolase 3
Exons: 14
Coding region: 1-1128 (375 amino acids)
Biological process (GO): L-valine catabolic process
Molecular function (GO): 3-hydroxyisobutyryl-CoA hydrolase activity
Source: RefSeq, a predicted model, not a curated record
AUGAAGGUGCUUGUUGAAGAAAAUGCAGGUGUGAGAAAAGUGAUACUAAAUAGACCUAAGAAAUUGAAUUCCCUCACCUAUGAAAUGAUUGUGGAGAUGUUAAAGAAGUUCAAAGUGUAUGAGAACGAUCCUAUGGUCAAACUCGUGAUUUUAAAGGGAAAUGGAAGAGCAUUUUCUGCCGGUGGUGAUGUUCUUGCCGUAUAUAAUUUUACAACUGCAGGACACUGGAGCUUUGCUGCAAGUUUUUACAGGAAACAACUCACUUUAGACUACUUACUUGCGACAUAUAAAAAACCCCUGGUUUCAAUUUUAAAUGGGAUUGUAAUGGGUGGAGGUGCUGGACUGUCCAUGCAUUCAAGAUUUCGAAUUGUUACAGAGAAUACUUUAUUUGCUAUGCCAGAAGCGUCAAUAGGGCUUUUUCCAGAUGUUGGUGCAUCACAUUUCCUAUCUAGGCUUCCAGGCUUUUUUGGAGAGUAUUUGGGGCUGACUGGAGCCAGGUUAGUUGGAACUGAGAUGCUAGCAUGUGGCCUUGCAACUCAUUUCAUCCUUGCAAAGGAUCUUGUUUCAUUGGAAAAUGCAUUACGUGUGGUGGGUUCAUUGGAUGUAUCAGAUAUAUCAACAAUUUCUGAUAUUAUUGUCAGAUUUGUUCACAAAGUACACAUCAAACAAGAUAGCGCAUACUCAAGAUUGGAUAUUAUCAAUGAAUGCUUCUCAAGAGAAACAGUUGAAGAAAUUUUAUUAUCAUUGGAGAAUUUUUCAGCAAACCGGGAAGAAAAAUGGAUCAUCAAGGCAAUAAAUUAUAUGAAGUCAGCUUCUCCAACAAGCCUUAAACUUUCUCUAAGAUCGAUCAGGAAAGGUCGGAUACAGAAACUUGAGCAGUGUCUUAUUCACGAAUUUAAUGUUUUUUGCCACAUUUUGCGGCGAACAGUCAACGACGAUUUCUUUGAGGGUUCAAGGUCAAUGCUAGUUGACAAAAAUAAAAAUCCCCAGUGGCAGCCAUCAAAGCUCGAGCUUGUUACCGAAGAAAUGCUGACCAAAUGUUUCGACAAAGUUGAUGAUGAUGAUUGGGAAUCUUUACAACUUCCUGCAAAAUCCAACCAGUCCUUCAUUUUGGAAUCUAAACUAUAGAACCUAGGUGGAAGAUGGUGAAGGCAAAUACAAUAAUAAACAUUUUCAUGAAUUAACGCAUGAUCUUGUAAGUGGGAGUCAGUCCGAAUAUUUUGUUGGUGUAUUUCAUUAUUCAUUCCCCCCAACUUAUAUUCAAUUUUCCUUUUUGUGUAUCUGGGUGUUAAGUAAAUUACACAUUUUUCUAGUUGGAAUAAUAUGAGAGUUUUUAUUAUUCAAUGUUUUG